AUGGGGGUUCAUUUCUCAUUCGUAAGGCAUAACCAGGGCAGAAACUGGAGGAGCCUUAACUUUAAUCAGGAAUGUUGGGUGAUUUUGAUGGGGCUGCCAGAGGAUUAUUGGGAGGAUGAGUUUAUUGACACUGUUCUCAGACCUUUUGCCCGAACAAUAAGAUGGGAUAGUGACCCUGAUCAACUUACUAGGCUGAUUAUUAGGGCAAGGGUGGUUGAUUUGGAAUCCAUUCCACAUUUCUCUGUCUUCUUUGAUGGGCCAGGAUACAAUGGCCAGUCUUGGACAGUUCAAUGUGAGAUCCUACAGCAUGAGCAUCUGGGUGUUGAUCCCUCGGAUGACGAACAAGUACCGCAGCUCCUAGAUGAUGGUCCUCCAUUGUUUGAGUUUUUUGGAUUGGGUCAACAAGUGGUCGCUCCAAUUGCUGCCCAUGAUCCACUGCCUAAUAUGGAGGCAAAUCUGAAUGAGCAGGAAGAGCAGAACAUUCAGGUUUAG
Messenger RNA from Miscanthus lutarioriparius, 492 nucleotides. NCBI's taxonomy places the organism in Eukaryota, Viridiplantae, Streptophyta, Magnoliopsida, Poales, Poaceae. The record is from the annotation of a GenBank genome assembly.